AUGCCCAACAAUCCUAACCCUCGCCUCCUUUCCGAUCCCAACCUGGCAAUCUGUCCCGACUUCAGCAGUGAUGCAUACGAUAUCAUUCGAGCAGCACUGACCACUCAGAACUCGGGGAUAACAGACCCGAUUGCUGCCCUCCAGAAGUCGUGGACCGACAACAAUGAAAAGGAGAAAGAACGCUGGGCCAACCAGGUGGCCGCUGACGAAGCAGAGCGCGCAGAACAAGAGCGUCUACGCCGGGAGGCAGAAGAUCAGGCGGCAGCAGCAGUAGCUCAAGCCGCAGAAGCCGAAAAACUUGAAGCGGAGAAGAAAAAGCCGAAGCUAGGCGAUUUUAACAUCACUACGGCGCCACCUGCACGGCUCGAAACCCGACUUUCUCACUACGCACAGAAGAAACUCGAAAAGAAAGAGUAUGUAUACCUGUGGCCUUUCACACCGAAGGGUCUGGCGGAAACCGAGAUAGCCUCUCUAUCCUCAGCAGACGACAGCUCCACCUUCAAACUCUCCCAGAAUGCCGACAGCGAGCUGACCGUGCUAGCGGGACCAUCAGCAGGAUCUCAUAAGAGUAUGCGCCGAGAUCAAGAGCUUGAGUUCCGCGAGUUCGAACUGGGCUCCAACCGGUACCUAGCAGAGCUCCCUCGGUUCAACUUCCCAGAGCAACACGUCAACGCCCUGGCCGUUUUCUUCUACGACGUCGUCUCCCACCCCAUGCGUGCCCAAGCUCAUGGAGAGCAGAUUCUCCUGAAAUAUGCAGACCGGUACCGUGAAGAGUGGUUCCGAACUCUUGGGACUCCAGCGGCAUUCAACAUCUCUCUGAUCAACGAAGAUGGACUUGAAAGAAUUCGGCAAAGCCGAGUCAAUACCCUCACUAACGGAAACUUUGCCUUCUCACUCACUUCUUGUCAUUUGCCGCUGCCGCUUGCCGUUGCCGUCUGCCUUUGCCGUUUGCCGUUGCCGCUCGCCGUCGAACCGCCUCGCGGUCAUCUGCCGUUUGCCAUUGCCACUCAGGACCAGCACGAUCCACCAACCGCGCCGACCGUACAGAAAGACGGUUUGACCCGACAAGCUCUCGCCGGAGGAACGACGCAAGCUCAUCCGCAGAUCGCCUUUUUCAAGGCAGCGCACACGCAGGAGCCGUUACGUGUGCGCUGUGCCUCGGGCUCCACCCAGACGCGUCAAAGUGCCGCGCAGAAAAAUUCUGGAAUGGAGGUCGAACCAGAUGCACUCGCGAACGAGGCGUGUUGGAAACCCGAGACCAUCGUGUCCUGUGCCUCAACUGGCAGCGAGAAUCCGGUUGCCGGCAACCAGAAUUUGGGAGGAAACACAACCACGAGUGCUCGGGUUGUGGCUCAACCUCUCACGGCGCUUCAGGCUGCGAUCGCCGACAGAAGGCUUAACCCUCUCACCCCUCUUAGAGCAGAAGCUUGGGAAGAUGCGCUCCGUAGAGGCCAGCUCUUCGACAGAUACCCCGACAUCCCAGCAGGGCUGCGGAACGGUUUCAAUAUCUCCAUUCCUCCCAUUUACUCAACCAUUACCCCGGCGAACAGCAAAACUCUCGGGGAGCACCAGAAAGCCUUCUUGGACGUCAUAUCAUCCGAAUUCAGCGCUCGCCGCUACUUGGGACCAUUCAGUCGUCCACAAAUGGAGGCGGAGAUCGGCCACUUCCAAUCAUCACCUUUAUCUAUGGUGCCCAAACCUCACGAAAUUGAAAAGAUGCGGCUGGUCCAAAACUACUCAUUUCCCCGAACCCCCAAGGAAGGCCUUUUCUCAAUCAACUUUUACAUCAAUUCGGACGACUUCCCCUGUACCUGGGGAACGCUCAACGCUGUCUCUUUCAAAAUCUGCAUGCUACCGCCAGGUUCCCAAAUCGGUAUUCGCGACGUAUCAGAAGCCUACCGCAACAUUCCAACCCAUGAGUCUCAAUGGCCGGGGGCGGUGAUCUGGCAACCUCGAGAGAAGACGUUUUUGCACUCGACACAAAUGUCUGCUUUGGAGAGAGCUCAGGAGCUGGAGGUUAUGGGCGAAGUCGGAGAUGGACUCGCUGACAUUAUUCGCUCGAGAGGUUUGGGACCCAUGUCAAAGUGGAUCGAUGACUCAUGCUUCCUGCGAAUACGCCGAGAGUUUCUACACGAAUACAACAAGAACCGCGCCGCAGUUGCAGAGCAUCUUCAAACCUGGGGAGGCCAACAUCAUUCAGCGGGACGCCUUUGGUGGGGUGGGGAAGAACUUCCAGAUGGACGAAUUGAAGAGUAUGAUGAAGAUUUCGCAACCCCGAUCGAAGAUUGGUCAGGAGUAUCUAGCCGCUCUGUCGCUGACGCGGAAUUCUGCUACAACUUCAACGACAUCAACGCAGUUACAGACCCGCUGGGGGUACCAUGGAAAUCCAAGAAGGACAUCCCCUUCAGCGAAGCAGCGCCAUAUACCGGCUUUAUCUGGAAUCUGGCAGACCGCAGUAUCAGCCUCACCCCGGAGAAGGCCGAGAAGUACAGGAAUUGCAUUACAGCAUGGCUCGCAAAGAGGACGCACACACUGCAGGAAGUUCAACGACUGUUCGGGAAGCUCCUGCACGCUUCAAUCAUUAUUCCCGCUGGACGUGCCUAUAUCACGAAACUGGAGUACAUGCUGGGUGUUUUCCAUGAUAAGCCGUUCAUGCCCCGCACUUCCCCGCGAGGAACGAACAGCGACCUCGAAUGGUGGCUACACGCCCUCAACAGACCGCACCUUAGCAGACCGAUUCCCGGUCCCUGUGAAGUCAGCGACACUCAAGCGUACUCAGACGCAAGCUCGGGAGUUGGAAUCGCGAUUGUCAUCAAAUCUCAUUGGCGAGCUUGGAAAUUAUGUCCUGGGUGGAAAACGGUCGGGAGAGAUAUCCUCUGGGCAGAAGCUAUCGGCUUCGAAUUCCUUAUUCGAACCCUUAUCGCGGAAGGAGCUGAGAACCGUCACAUCGCAGUCUACGGCGACAACGAAGGAGUGGUCAAGGGUUGGUGGGCAGGUCGCAGCAGGAACCAAGAAGUUAACGACGUCUUUCGGCGCAUACACGCGAUUUGCGAGAACGCAGGCAUCUCAAUCCGUUCCCGCUAUGUCCCCUCGGAGUUUAAUCCCGCCGAUAACCCUUCACGCGGGGUCUACCCGGACAGGAAUCAGCUGCUCCGCCCUAUCCCAAUCCCGACAGAACUCAAAGACUUCGUGGUCAACAUCGGAGACAGAGAUUUCGACUUACCCGCGGACUCUACGUCCUUCAUCGCAUCACGUCCACGUCCAUAUCCCGCCCAUCUGACACUAAUUCCUUCCCCGCUGAGACCCAUCUGUUUCGCAAGUGACAGGUUGUACGCCUGGUCACCAGCCUCGACAUCCCGCCAGAACAGCAUCAUAUCUACAUCGGACCAGGAGAACAUCAAGCGCGUGCUCUCAUUUGCGUGGCGAGACGGGACACUCGAAACGUAUGGAACAGGUCUCCUGGUGUUUCAUUGCUUUUGCGACACACGUAACAUACCCGAGGCACAACGAGCUCCAGCAAGCCGCGAACUUCUCGCAGCCUUUGUAGCAGCAGCCGCAGGUUCAUACGGAGGUAAGACACUGGAAGGGAUGCUCGCCGGGGUGCGCGCUUGGCACAUCAUUCACGGUGUCGACUGGUUGGCAAACGACUCAGAAUGUGAGGCGCUGCUGCGAGCAGCCAGCGCAUUAGCUCCUGAAACUUCCAAACGAAAGCCGCGUCGACCGUUCACCCUUGAAAUAAUCGAGUUGAUCUGCAACAACCUCGACAAGUCGAAACAUCAAGAUGCGGCAAUAUGGGCGUGCCUCACUAUUGCGUACUACUCAUGCGCGAGACUGGGAGAGUUGGUGGUAAAAACAUUGGCGAGCUUCGACGCUACAAAGCACGUCACCAAAUCUGGGCUGCGAACAGAAACGGACAGGCAUGGACUCGAAACGAUCGCUUUGCAUAUACCAAUAACAAAAGCGUGCCCGACCGGAGAAGACUUAGUCUUUGCAACUCAAAGUGGACCUUCCGACCCGCGAAAUGCGCUUGCACACCAUCUGUCCUUAAAUCUCCCGGAUACCCGCUCCCACCUGUUCUGCUACAAAUCAGGCCGAGCUCGGCGGCCUCUAACCAAGUCGGCAUUCUUAAAGCGCAUUCAUCAAAUUCUCAAAGCGAACAACCUCGACCCGCUUCAAGGCCACGGAAUCCGCAUUGGUUCAACUCUGUUCUAUCUAUUGCGUGGAGUUCCUUUCGAAGUAGUCAAAACAAUGGGACGCUGGCAGAGUGAUGCGUUCCAGCUAUACCUCCGCAAACACGCUCAAAUUUUGGCUCCUUACAUUCAAGCAAAUCCCGAACUGCACGCAGAAUUCAUCAAGUUAUCUAUGCCUCCAAUACGCUGUGAGUCUCCCUCCUAA
This is a messenger RNA of Mycena indigotica, 4395 nucleotides long. Its product is annotated as Reverse transcriptase ribonuclease h. Bases 1 to 4395 code for a protein of 1464 amino acids. The transcript has 5 exons. Gene Ontology annotation, biological process: DNA integration; DNA recombination. The record is from RefSeq and is a predicted model, not a curated record. Lineage: Eukaryota; Fungi; Basidiomycota; Agaricomycetes; Agaricales; Mycenaceae. Gene Ontology annotation, molecular function: DNA binding.